AAAAAACAAAAAAACAAAAAAUCAAAAAAAAAAAAAAAAAAAAAAAGAAGAAAGAGGAAAGUCCAUCUUCACUUUUAACGUUUCUUCUUCCUCCAAACUCCUCUUCGGCUUCUCUUUCUCCUCCCAUAAAAAAUAUCAUUACCCCAUUUAUCACUUCUUUGAAUUUUUAUUUUUUGAGUUUUAAUAUGCUGGGGUGGUGUUGAUUUGGGGUUGUCUUGGUUGUUGCGGGGUUAUGGUUUUUUUUGUGAUUUUGGGAUCAGAAAAUGUCUACCCGAAUCACUGAACAGCCGUCUCAGGGAGAAAGCGGUUCUCCUCCUCCUCCUGCUCCUCCAGGUCCACCUGAUCAUUUACGUUCUCGUGGUGGCAAUGCGGUUUUCAAGAGUGGACCAUUAUUCAUAUCAUCGAAAGGAAUUGGAUGGACAUCCUGGAAGAAAAGGUGGUUCAUAUUAACUCGUAAUUCACUAGUUUUCUUCAGAAGUGAUCCGAGUGCUGUUCCUCAGAAGGGAGGUGAGGUGAAUUUGACCCUUGGUGGUAUCGACCUCAACAAUUCAGGCAGUGUCGUCGUUAAAGCAGAUAAAAAACUCUUGACUGUGCUCUUUCCUGAUGGGCGUGAUGGGCGAGCCUUCACGCUUAAGGCUGAAACCUUGGAAGAUCUUCAUGAGUGGAAGGCUGCACUCGAGAAUGCUUUGGCACAAGCCCCAAGUGCCGCUCUUGCGAUGGGGCAAAAUGGUAUCUUCAGGAACGAUCAGACUGAUUCAGUUGAUAGUACUUUGGAUCAGUCGAUGGAUAAACAACCUGUGAAAUCUACAGUCAUUGGUGCACCAGUUUUGCUUGCUUUAGAAGAUGUUGAUGGAGCUCCAUCAUUUUUGGAGAAAGCUCUUAAGUUUAUAGAAGAACAUGGAGUAAAAGUAGAAGGGAUCUUAAGACAAGCUGCAGAUGUUGAUGAGGUUGAAAAACGAGUUCGAGACUAUGAACAAGGAAAAGUUGAUUUUUCUCCUGAUGAGGAUGCACAUGUUAUUGCUGAUUGUAUCAAGCAUGUUCUCCGAGAGUUGCCAUCUUCUCCAGUCCCAGCAUCUUGCUGCAAUGCUCUACUGGAAGCCUGUCGUACUGAUCGCAGUAUUAGAGUCAAUGCUAUGCGUGAAGCAAUAUAUGACACAUUCCCAGAGCCAAAUCGCCGUUUAUUGCAAAGAAUACUUAUGAUGAUGCAAAUUGUGUCUUCUCAUAAAUCUGUGAAUCGAAUGAGCUGCUCGGCUGUGGCAGCUUGCAUGGCUCCUUUACUUCUACGUCCUCUUCUAGCUGGUGAGUGUGAAAUUGAGAAUGAUUUUGAUGUGGGGGGUGAUGGUUCUGUUCAACUUCUUCAGGCAGCUGCUGCGGCUAACCAUGCUCAAGCCAUUGUUAUAACUUUAUUAGACGAGUAUGAUAAAAUAUUUGGGGAAGGUUCUAUGUCACCCGAUCUGUAUGUCAACACAGAGGAGAGUGGAAGUGACACUGAGGAGGAAACUGAUGAUGAAUCCUAUGAAGAUGAUGAAAUGACAGAGGAAUCAGAUAUAGAGACAGAUGGAGAUAUUGAAAAUGCUUCCAGUGUAACAUGCAGUGAGAGUGGUGAUUCCAGAGACGAUGAUCUGGAUGAUGAUAAGGAAUUUGAUGGUUCUAGCUCGGGUUCAGAGUCACAUGAAAUAGGUGAUGACCAGAAAGCUAAACAAAGUUCCUCAUCAAGUAAUCUUGAAACUUCACUCCCACAACAUGAUGUAAUAAGCAGUGAGAAAGAAUCGACUCAAAGUAAUGACAAUUCAGUGGCACUGGCUAAUGAGUCUGCUGAAAUAGUAGAAGAUACAUCUAUGCAAAUAAGUUUGGUUCCUAAGUCAAGUGGUCCACCCUCAUGCAUGCAGAAAUCAACAACAAUCUCCAAUGGACCUCUGCCAAGUGCAAGGCCUAAAACUGUUUGGGGACGCACAUCUGCAAAGAAGAACCUUUCUAUGGAGUCCAUUGAUUAUCCCAUUGAUGAUGAGGCUGAGAUCAAAAGGCUUGAGGUCACUAAAUCCGAGUUAGAAACCAGAAUUACCGAAGAAGCUCAAGAGAAUUCAGUUCUGCAAGCGAAUCUGGAAAAAAAGAAGAAAACUUUGCAUCAGCGACGUAUAGCUCUUGAACAGGAUGUGGCAAGACUACAGGAACAGUUGCAAAAGGAGAGAGAUUUGAGGGUUGCUCUUGAAGCAGGACUUAAAAUGUCUCAUGGGAAAUUACCCAAUUUAACUGCUGUUGAUGAGAAGACAAAAGCAGAGAUAGAGGAAAUUGCUCAGGCAGAGACAGAUGUCAUCAAUUUAAGCCAGAAAGUCGAUGAUCUUGGGAUGCAGCUCAAUCAACAACGGGAUUAUCAAGUGAAACUGAAGGAAAAACAGAAGGAUGGUGAAGCCCCUUCAAAUUUUGAAAGGUCAAGAAGUAAGGAAUCUCGAUUAGGUAGAAUGGAAAAUGAGAAUGAGAGGAAAUUAGAAGCACUAUCCUUAUCACAUAAGCACCCACCUCAAUACCAGCAACUAGAUUCUUUACGUGGUAACAACUACCGAUCUGCUGGAGUGCCAGCAGAUUCUUCAACCACACAUUCAGCAGGAGCCAAACAUACUGGUUCAAACCACUCUCACUCCAAGAGGAGUGGUACAAAGGGUGAGGGAUCGAAUUCCACUACUUCUGCACUGACAAAAUUGACAACCCGACUAAAUUUUCUGAAGGAGCGGCGUAGCCAAAUAGCAAAUGAACUCCAAAACUUGGACAAAAGCCGAGGUCAACCUGUCCAAAACCUGGAAAAAAGUAGAGAUUCUACCCAAAAUCCAGAUAAGUUUCAAGGAUUGGAACAAAAUGCUGAAAGGGGUAGAGAAACAGAUGGUGUGGGAUCAGAAGGUCAAUCGUUUCAAAACCCAGAAAAACUUAGAAAGUCAGAGAGUCAUUCACUAAACUAUGCUGACAGAGGAAAAAGAUCAGAAGGGCAAAAUCAGCCCAGCCUGGACAGGGGAUUAUCAGAAGGCCAUAUUUCUGUUAAUGCAGACAAAGGUCAAGUUGUAGAGGGUCAACCUUACAUUUCUCCCCCAAAGCCGAGCAGAUGAUACAAGGUGUAGUAUGAUUUUUCUGUGACUUCUGUUUUUGCACAUGGAAUCGCUUAUUUCAUAACCAAAUACCCAACAAAGACAUAGUGCUUAGAAGAUGAGGAAGAUGUUUGUCAUGCUGCGAAGCUGAUUUCAAUGCCACAAUCGAAGUAGAGGCUGAAGUCCACCCCCACUGCUCAGGAUGUGCAGAUCGACCAUAUCUUCAACGUAAAGUGAAUUAUUUAUUAACUUGCUCACUAAAUUUUUUUGCGGGUUCAGAAAUGAAGAAGAGUUGGUUAUUAUGCUCCCUAAACAGUUAAUGCAGUAUCUAAUUUUUGGUAGUUAGCUUGAGUUAAAGCUGGUGACCAAAAACAACAUUUGUCUCAGCAUCAUGCAUCUCAGUCAGAUCAAAGCAAGGAGGAACCGCUUAGAUUGGUGAUGUUUUUGGGAUAAUACCAUUUUCAUAUUGUUUAUCUUUUUUUCCAGGACAUGGUUUUGUUGAUAAACAACAUAUCAUCUAUAAAACCGUCCUUGACUGGAAAUGGAUGUAAGUUCAUUCAACAUGAGCAUGGAAAUACCAUGCAAGACAGGAAAUAGGGAAAGCUUAAAAGAUGAUAGAUAAUAAAGAUUAUACAUCUUUUUUUCUAGUUCCUUAUCUGCAGGAUAGGAAUUUAGCUCUGCGUUGGCAAAAAAUUUUCAUGUUUGUGGCUAAUGGAAUGUAAAAUGAGUUUGAAUGUAUAGUUGCAUGAAUUUGUUCAUUAAAAUGAAUUCUAUAUGGCACUUAAAAGAUUGGCGCAAGUUUUAGAAGACCCUGCAGAAUCACAUAAUAACCAAAGCUCUAAGAUUUUAGGUUAUAUAUUUAUUUAUUUAUUUAUUCACAGAUUUACAUUAAAAAAACAUACUAAUAAGAUUACAAAUUGUUUUUCU
Messenger RNA from Ziziphus jujuba (common jujube), 4001 nucleotides. RefSeq names its product rho GTPase-activating protein REN1. The record is from RefSeq and is a predicted model, not a curated record. Lineage: Eukaryota; Viridiplantae; Streptophyta; Magnoliopsida; Rosales; Rhamnaceae. The transcript is spliced from 24 exons. Gene Ontology annotation, biological process: signal transduction. The coding region runs from base 264 to 3095 and encodes 943 amino acids.